Molecule: messenger RNA, 2244 nt
Organism: Fusarium pseudograminearum CS3096
Lineage: Eukaryota; Fungi; Ascomycota; Sordariomycetes; Hypocreales; Nectriaceae
Exons: 3
Coding region: 1-2244 (747 amino acids)
Cellular component (GO): endoplasmic reticulum
Molecular function (GO): protein disulfide isomerase activity
Source: RefSeq, a predicted model, not a curated record
AUGCGUUUCUCUCCGCUUGCGACCCUCGCGGGGUUGUCAGCGUUUGUUCUGGCUGACGAAGUCAAAAAUCCCGUGUCAGAGCCUUCGGUUUUUAAUGGCAAGACGGUGCCACCAUUGCUCGAAUUGACUCCUGCAAACUGGGAGGAGCAGACCAAGAAGAACAAGUUUCUAAUGGUUAAACACUUCAGUCCCUACUGCAAGCACUGUACUAGAUUCGCUCCAACUUUCCAGACCCUCUACGAAUUCUACUAUACCUCGAAGCCUCAAGUCGACGAUCCGGAAGCCACGUUUACAAAAUACUAUGACUUUGUUUUUGGCACUGUAAACUGUGUUGCCUACUAUGACUUCUGUAUGGAGCACGAAAUCCAGUCAUACCCAACCUCAAUUCUCUACGAAGAUGGCAAGGUGUUCGAGUCCUUACGUGGAAUUAAGAAUAUGACGGUAUUGACGACAACCAUCGAAAAAGCGCUUGCCAAAACCCAUCCUGGUCGACCCGAACUCGUCGAAUUACCCAACCCUGGCGACAAAGUCUACCCUGCCCCAAAGACCGACGAGAAGCCUGCAGAGUCUGCUACUGAGAAAAAGGAGGCAGAGGCGCCAGCAAAGGCUGCGGCUGAAGCUGAGAAGCCCCUCGAUGCCGCUGCUGAGAAGGUUGCCUCGGAGCCAGCUGGUAAAACUGAGGGCAAAUCUCUCGAUGAUGUCACCAAAAUGCCCAAAGACGAGGACAAGUCUGAUAAAGCUGAGGUAGUUGAAAAGACCGCCCAGGAUGAGAACAAGCACUCGUUUGGCGCCGAUUGGAAAGUUCCCAGCACCGGCCAGAUGCUUAAGAAACCCAAGGCCCAAAAUCCUACACCCAAGUAUAACCUGGAGGGUAUCAGCGCUCCUCUGACCCCCGCAAACUUUGACACACUAGUUACAAACUCGAAGGAUCCCUGGUUCAUCAAGUUCUACGCACCUUGGUGUUCUCACUGUAAAGCUAUGGCACCUACAUGGCAGCAAUUGGCCAAGAAAAUGCAGGGCAAGCUUAACAUCGGCGAGGUCAACUGUGAGGCGGACCAUAAGCUUUGCACGCAAAUGGGUGUCAAGGCGUUCCCGACCAUUCACUUCAUCAACGGCGCAGAAAAGGCCGAGUACAAGGGUCUGCGUGGGGUCGGUGACUUUGUUGCCUAUGCCGAGGGGGCGCUUGAGGUUGCAGGUGGCGUUCUUGAUGUUGAUGCCGAGAGCUUCAAGGAGCUCGAAAAGACCGAGGAAGUCCUGUUUGUUUACUUCUAUGACCACGCUACCACAACCGAGGAUUUCAAGGCACUGGACGCUCUACCCCUUAACCUUAUUGGACGAGGCAAGAUCGUCAAAACAAGCGACCCCGAGCUGUUCAGCCGAUUCAAGAUCACAACUUGGCCCAGGCUCUUGGUCUCCCGAGAGGGCCGUGCGACCUAUUAUACGCCCAUCACACCCGAUGAGAUGAGAGAUGUUGAUUCGUUGGUCUCAUGGAUGAAGUCCACAUGGCUCCCUCUCGUUCCUGAGAUGACUGCCAUCAACGCCAAGCAGAUUAUGAACCACAAGCUGGUUGUGCUUGCCAUUCUUAACCGUGACGAUGAGGACCGUCUUCAGAACUCCAUCUCGGAGCUCAAGAACGCUGCAAAUGAGUGGGUGGAUCGCCAGGUUCAAGAGUUUCAGCUCGAGCGUAAGAAGCUCCGAGAUGCCAAGCAGAUGAGAAUCGAAGAGGCUCAAAGCCGUGACGACCAACGUGGUCUUCGCAACGCCAAGGCUAUCAAGAUUGACAUGGACUCUACCCGUCGUCAGGAGGUUGGUUUUGCCUGGGUUGAUGGCAUCUUUUGGCAGAGGUGGAUUGCUAGCACCUAUAACAUUGAUGUGAGAGAUGGUGAGCGUAUCAUCAUCAACGAAGAAGAUCGACACAAGUUCUGGGACACUACUCCUACCGGUAACCAGAUCAUGGUCAGCCAUACCUCGAUCAUGGACACCCUUGACAAGAUCGUCUAUGGCCCCAACCCCAUUUCCCCCAAGUACACCAUUAGCUCUUUCGCCAAGUUUUUCUUUGACAUCAAGAUGAACUUCGUCGACCACCCAUUCUUGUCCAUUGGCUUUGUCAUUGCUGUCGGUUUUGGUCUCUACUCUUGGUUCCGUAACCGUACUCGACGAUCCCGGGGCACCUUCUUCCGGGACGAUAACAUGGGCCUCAAAGAUGGACUCCUGGGUCAGAAUGGCAACGCCAAGUCUGACUAG